Cebus imitator (Panamanian white-faced capuchin) is the source of this 1229-nucleotide messenger RNA. It is a transcript of the gene RNASE2, whose product is annotated as ribonuclease A family member 2. Gene Ontology annotation, biological process: chemotaxis; innate immune response in mucosa. NCBI's taxonomy places the organism in Eukaryota, Metazoa, Chordata, Mammalia, Primates, Cebidae. The coding region runs from base 574 to 1050 and encodes 158 amino acids. The record is from RefSeq and is a predicted model, not a curated record. The transcript has 2 exons. Gene Ontology annotation, molecular function: nucleic acid binding; RNA nuclease activity.
AUUAAUAGCUGAAGUUUCCAGCAAAGAGUGGUGAAUGAGAUAGAGAGCAUUUGUGAGAGAGGGCAAAGAUAUUACUAAAAAUGAAGGGGAAGCUGGGUUACUCCUGGGCUAACAGCCCUCUGUGGCUUUAUUUGUUCUACCUACUAUGCCUUCCUUCAUAUACUUUGUUCAUUUAGUGGCCUGCCCAAAGGACAGUUACAAAAUCUGUGGUCAUUCUGCAGGCAGCAUAUAGUUUUCAUCCAGAGUCCAGAUUCAACUGGUAAAACUCUGUCUUACACAGGAUGACUUGGAAUUAGAGUCCUUAUAGCAGAAAGAGCAACAGGGCUGUCGUUGGGUAUCUGUUGCUCAGCCAAGUCAUCAGGUAAAAAGGCUGAUUGCACAGUAGACCAUGUGCCAAUCUGUGGGUUUCUGCAUGGCCAAGAGUCAGACCCUCCCUCCUGGCUCUGCUGGCCCAACCCACCAAGAGCUGGUUUAUUUAAACAGUUCCAGGUAGGGAAGACCAGCUGCCCCUGAACCUCAGAACGAUCAGCUGGAUCAGUUCUCAUAGGAGCCGCAGUGCAGAGACUGGGAAAUAUGGUUCCAAAACUGUUCACUUCCAAAAUUUGUCUGCUUCUUCUGUUGGGGCUUUUGGGUGUGGAGGGCUCACUCCAUACCAGACCCCGGAAUUUUUCCAGGGCGCAGUGGUUUCGCUUCCAGCACAUCCAAACAACGCCCCUCCGCUGCAACUCUGCAAUGCAGGCAAUUAACAAGUAUGGAACUCGAUGCAAAAACCAAAAUACUUUUCUUCAUACAACUUUUGCUAAUGUAGUUAAUGUUUGUGGUAACGCAAAUAUGACCUGCCCUCGUAAUGCAUCUCUCAACAAUUGUCAUCACAGUGGAGUCCAGGUGCCUUUAACCUACUGUAACCUCACAGGUCCACCGACUACUUCAAACUGCGUGUAUUCCUCAACUCAAGCAAACAUGUUCUAUGUAGUGGCAUGUGACAACAGAGAACAACGGGACUCUCCACAGUAUCCAGUGGUUCCGGUUCACCUGGAUACCAUCAUCUAAGCUCCUGUAUCAGUACUCCUCGUCAUCGCUCAUCUGCCAAGCUCCUCAGUCAUAGCCAAGAUCCCAUCCCUCCAUGUACCCUGGGUAUCAGCUUCUAUCCUCAUCAGUCUCCAUACCCCUUCAGGUUUCCUGAGCUGAAGUGCCUUGUGAACCUCGCAAUAAACUGCUUUGGAAAUUCA